Messenger RNA from Osmerus eperlanus (European smelt), 3577 nucleotides. RefSeq names its product 5-hydroxytryptamine (serotonin) receptor 1D, G protein-coupled (gene htr1d). The transcript has 4 exons. Lineage: Eukaryota; Metazoa; Chordata; Actinopteri; Osmeriformes; Osmeridae. Gene Ontology annotation, biological process: G protein-coupled dopamine receptor signaling pathway; regulation of behavior; vasoconstriction. Gene Ontology annotation, cellular component: plasma membrane. Gene Ontology annotation, molecular function: G protein-coupled serotonin receptor activity; dopamine neurotransmitter receptor activity, coupled via Gs. The record is from RefSeq and is a predicted model, not a curated record. Bases 1766 to 2935 code for a protein of 389 amino acids.
CAUGCUUCAGUGUUUACGGGUGCUCUUCAGUGCACACAUUUUUACGAAACCUGUCGCUUUUUCUUAUUCAUUCCGUACCUUGAGGUCCGUGACGGAUCAGGAGAGGCGCGCAGCCCUCUCCCUCCCAAGGGGAACGAAUACAGCUGCAGUACCGGUGAAGUGUCACAAUGCCAAGGGUGGCACACGAGACGGAACUCCAGGCACUUCUUUUCACUAAACUUCCUAUCAAAUUCAAAUGUGAAAAAACAAGUUUGCUUUUUUGGGGGGGGAAUAUGCCAGUUGAUGAAAACCUUUUUUUUUUGUAUGUAUAGGGGAGACCGGGGAGGAAGAAACACCUUUUGUCUCGGAAAAGAGGUUCAUCGUCAUGAACUACAGAGACUCCGUGACUUCAAUCAAGUCUAGUGAAGCAUCAAGGACUGGGACCUUUUGCUGCGUCCCAACCUGGAAAUUGACGUGCUUAAAACGGACAUGACUUGUCAGGAUGGACUUUUGACUGAUGAUGUCCAAUGUACAAAAAUGUAAUUUUUCACCGGAAUACUUGGAUGGUCCUUUGAGAAACCUGUGGGUGAAUGUGCUGUGAAAGAAGCUGGGUAAAAUGGAGGUGUUCUGAAGCAGAAUCAGGACUAAGUGAAGGUGUCAGAGCAAGCCCCUCGGCUCUUCAAUCUGUACUGACCACCAAGUCUGAGACAGAGGUGUGUCCACACACACAUUGAGAGAUCGAUAAAAGGACUCCCUCUGCAACCUCACACAGGACCUGAAAUCCCAAAGUCUAAAAAAGUCUCAAGAUAUUGACUUGUUGUGGUCCUUCACGACUGGACUGAACAAGAUGAUCUCAGGGAUGAGGGGAUCAUGUUAACAUCUAGCUUGGCUAUUGUUGUUACUCAGGCUUUGCUCUAUUAACUCUCUUUGACAGAGUCUGGUCCAGUUUCAGAUUAGGGGAUCGGCAGAGGCAGGGAUAGAGUAAGGGAGAAGGGGUGAGAGGGAAACAAAAAGAGAGAGACGGGGGGGGAGUGAAGGUGUGUUCGAUACAGAGCAAGACACAGAGGUGCAGAAAAGAAGCUGCAGACAGAAGAAGAAGAAGAAGUGACAGAAAGAGGAAGCUGGAGGCCAGAGUCUCUGUUAUUAUCUCUCUGUGUGAGGUUUAGUGGAGAAGGGUGGGGUGGGGGGGUGGACCAUUUGUGAAAAAGAGGUGUUGUGCUGGUCUGGCUGGCUGGAGAGGAGAAGAAAAGAGAACAGUAGAGGCAAAGGGAGUAGGAAAGGAAAAGGGAAUGAGAGGAGUGGAGUGGAGAUGAGUCCAAAGAGAAAAGUUAUAGAGUUGAAUACCAAUGAGGCCCUUUAGUCAGACAACCGGGACCAACCGAUAUUAGAGGCCUUGGACAGGUAGACAGAGAUUCAGAAAAACUAAUGCAGCCAUUAGUUGCAACGAUAAAAUGAUGGACGUGGACAAAACUAAAUGCCUGAUAACAUGAAAUCGAACACAGGCUAGCUCUCUGCUCAGAGAUGACCGAAACGGAGGUAUACAGACGGAUUUGUUUACCGAACAGGCUGCUAUAAAGGGAUAAAAAGCCCUCUGUGCAACAGGCACACGUCUAAACCAGCUGUGACAUUCAUCAAUGCAGCACUGUGAUCCCCACUGGGGGAUAGGCAGAAAGAGUCCGGAUUGAUCAUCUUGAUGGGGACCAUGAGCAUCCUCUAACCCCAACCACAUAAAAGAGGAGUGGCGUGGAGAGGACAUCUGAGCAGAGAGGUUAAAGCACCAGGCGGGAUGGAGCAAGAUAACACCUCUGUGCUGGACCUGUUCUUGUCCAAUGUCACAGAUCUCCCUGGAACCACCACUGACCCCCCUUGGGAUGAAACCACACUCCUGAGCUUGCAAAUCUCCCUGUCCGCCAUCUUGGCCAUUGUCACCCUGGCAACGGUGCUGUCUAAUGCCUUUGUCAUCGCCACCAUCUUCCUCACCAGGAAACUGCACACCCCCGCCAACUUCCUGAUUGGUUCGCUGGCCGUGACGGACCUGCUGGUGUCCAUCCUCGUCAUGCCGAUCAGCAUCGUCUAUACAGUCAGCAAGACCUGGUCGCUGGGGCAGAUUGUCUGUGACAUCUGGCUCUCUUCCGACAUCACCUUCUGCACGGCCUCCAUCCUGCAUCUGUGCGUCAUCGCCCUUGACCGCUAUUGGGCCAUCACUGACGCCCUGGAGUACUCCAAGCGGCGCACGACGCGCCGGGCAGGGCUCAUGGUGGGGGUGGUGUGGGUUAUCUCCAUCUCCAUCUCCCUUCCACCGCUCUUCUGGCGGCAGGCCAAGGCCCACGAAGAGCUGACAGAGUGCCUGGUGAACACAGACCAGAUCUCGUACACUCUCUACUCCACCUUCGGCGCCUUCUACGUUCCCACCAUCCUCCUCGUCAUCCUCUACGGGAGGAUUUACGUGGCGGCACGCUCGCGCAUCUUCAAGCCGCCGGCGUCCUGCGGAAAACGCUUCACCACAGCCCAGCUCAUCCAGACCUCCGCUGGCUCCUCCCUCUGUUCGAUUAACUCCGCCUCCAACCAGGAAGGACACACCCUCUCAGCAGCCGGAGGAGGAGGAGGGGGGGGAGGAGGAGGGGGAGGAGGCUCGCCUUUGUUCGUGAACAGCGUGAAGGUGAAGCUAGCGGACAGCGUGCUUGAAAGGAAACGUCUGUGCGCCGCCCGGGAGAAGAAGGCCACCAAGACGCUGGGCAUCAUCCUGGGAGCCUUCAUCAUCUGCUGGCUGCCCUUCUUCGUGGGCACCCUGGUCAUGGCCAUCUGCAAGGGCUGCUGGUUUCACCCUGUGCUGUUUGACGUCUUCACCUGGCUGGGAUACCUCAACUCCCUCAUCAACCCUGUCAUCUACACUGUUUUUAACGACGAGUUCAAACAGGCCUUCCACAAACUCAUCAAGUUCAAGAGAUGCUACUGACACAAUGGUGUGGAAAAGUUGUACACAUUUGUGAUGUACACUCUACUGGGAUAUUAACAGGCGCAUCUGACCUGGACUGCUCCACAGCCUGUGAAGAUAUGGCAAACAUGGACUUUACUGAACUCACUGGUAACCCGUUUACACUAAAGACAGAACGUGAUAAAUGUGUUACCAUUCUAUUUUUCCUUUUCCUGUUUUGGCAGGAAAAAGCGGGAAUGACAAGAAACAGAAGUCCUAAUGUGGACAUCAUUAUGUGAAUUAUAUGGCCUGGAUUAUUGCGAAACACUGUGAUGUGGCAUUUGUUAAUUGUUUUAAAAACACACAUGUUCAUUGUACUGUGUUUGUUCAAUGAACAUCUUUGAACUCAUCUCUAGGAUCCAUGCCAUUGCAGUUCUUCUAGAUAUUUCCCCUAUCAAAACUUCUGCAUGUAUUUCUAAGAAGUUGAAUAGGUUGCUAGAACUACAGAAAUCACUUUCUUAACACCAAAGGGACCGAUACAAUGAUUAACACUUCGAGGAACUCCUAGGAAAAGGUGUACCAAGACUAAUGAAUUUGACUACAAAGCAAUGCUGUCACACAUAUGUUCAUCUUUCAUAACCUUUAUGUGAUUCAGUACAGUAUAUAGAGAUGAUAUAUACCUAU